AUGGAAGAAUAUUUCAAGGUAGAGUUCAACGUAGUCGAGGAAGAUAACCAAACCGCCAACCACCACUGGCCGUCUUACACCCAUUUCAUCCGCUCUCUCCGCACUCGCCUCGCCGUCGACGGCUACUCCCACAACCUCCCCGUCCUCCCUCCUCCCCACCACCCUCCCCCCAAAUCCUUCGACGUCUUCCUCAAAACCCAUUCCGCCUCCUGCACCCUCCGCGUUCGAGCCGACAACCUCCACCUCCUCGCCUUCCAACCCCACAGCAACUCCUACACUGCCACCUCCAACCAGUGGUUCGAGUUUGGCCGGGACGAUGAUCAGAACCCCCAAGUACCCCAUCAUGAUCAUCUCGUUCCCGAAUCCUUUUUCCUGGGCUUCCGCCCUGGCUGCUACGCCGACUUGGAGAAUGCCUGCGGCGAGAAAGUGGAAACCACAAAACUUGGCUCGUCACAGCUCGUCGACGCCGUAAACCAGCUUGCCAUUUCCGAGGAAUCUCAGGACAGGGCACGCUCCUUGAUCGUUGUCACUCAAAUGAUCUGCGAAUCCAUUAAGUUCCAGCGCAUCUCUGACCACCUCGCCACCACCUUCCGCAGCUGUUCCCCGCCCCCCGAUUGGAUGCUGGCGCUAGGGCGCGGGUGGGAAAAUCUCUCCGCCGCGUUGCACCACGCCGAUGCCGACCCCGAUAUGGGAUUCCAAAUUCCACAACCCAAUGACAUGAACAUUGCCACUGCGGACGAGGCGGUGGCAGCGCUUGGCGUCCUGUCGGGACGCAGUGCAGUUCCAUUAACCGCCAAAGGCAAUCAUUCUAUGGUGAUUAGAGACGGAGGACAGCCACUGGCGGAGGUGUUCGCAGUGCGCAUCAAUAACAUCGACGGCGAAGACCCCGGCGACCUCUACGGCAUCGUCAAAGUCAUCGACGGAUUGGGUAUCCAAUUCAUUUACAAUCGGAAGAGCAGUGAGUAUGAAUCCAUCCGUCCGGGCCAAAAUGCUUUGCUCUCCGGCCCCGAUCGAGCCAUCUCAGCCAUUGGCAGCUUCACCAUAGAUCUGGACCUAUGGGAUUAUGACACGUUAUCUUCGGAUGACGAAAUUGCUCGAGGGCAGAUCUUCUGGAAUGCUUACGAUCCCAAUAACAAGCUCGACACGCCGUUACUCAGUGAUGUUAAUGGGAAAUAUGGUUCUGCCACAGUGAAGUACGCGGUGUUAAGUGAUGCAGUGGUGGCUAACGUGGAGGUGAUUCUGAUAGACGGGGAUGGAGAAGACCCAGCUGAUGUGUAUGGAGACAUUUGCGCUCGCAGUAGCAUCUUUAGUGACGAAAGUCAGCUGUUUAGGAAGGCAUCAAAAGAAUACAUAAACGUGCGUCCUAGGGAACGCAUUUCGUUGUCGAGAUCAGUGGUAGCAGUGCCGUUGGACGCCACCCUCAUAAUCAAGGCGCUAUUGUAUGACUAUGACACACUUUCUUCUGACGAUGAGAUUGCCAAUGGCACUGCAGAGUUUCCCGCUCAAUCCUCUGGAUUAUUUACCAAAAAUAUUACUGGCAAGUAUGGUGAGAUUCAGGUCAAUGUCAAGUGGAGUACUGCUUGA
This is a messenger RNA of Malania oleifera, 1584 nucleotides long. RefSeq lists its product as uncharacterized. Bases 1 to 1584 code for a protein of 527 amino acids. Gene Ontology annotation, molecular function: rRNA N-glycosylase activity. Gene Ontology annotation, biological process: negative regulation of translation. The record is from RefSeq and is a predicted model, not a curated record. NCBI's taxonomy places the organism in Eukaryota, Viridiplantae, Streptophyta, Magnoliopsida, Santalales, Ximeniaceae. The transcript has a single exon.